UGUGUGUUUUGUGCGUUUGGGCGUCUCUGUGUCUGUCAGUGUGGUGAGAGAGAGAGAGAGAGAGAGAGAGAUGGGAGGGACCCGAGGGAGAGACUGUUGUUACAGGGAGGUGGUUCCAUUUUCAGCUGUGUUCACUGUGGGCAGCAUCACAGUGGGCAUGAACACAAUGUUCAAAGCGGCCAACUCGAGAGGGAUGAGCUACCAUGUGUUCCUCGUCUAUUCUUAUGCCAUCGCUGCUCUUCUUCUUCUUCCUGCUCCUUUCUUCUCUCUCAAAUCAAGAACGCUUCCACCUCUCAGCUUGGCCAUAGCUGCCAAACUUGGCCUUCUUGGGCUCGUAGGGGGUUUGUCACAGAUUUUGGGCUAUGCUGGGAUUAGCAUGAGUUCUCCAACUCUGGGUUCAGCCAUCAGCAACCUCACUCCGGCUCUCACUUUCAUAUGUGCCUUCCUUUUCAGGAUGGAGAAGGUGUCAAUAAACAGAAGAAGCAGUCAGGCCAAGAUCAUCGGGACCGUACUGUCAAUUUUCGGGGCAUCUGUCAUUACUCUCUAUAAAGGUCCCCCUAUGUUCACUCCGAAACCUUCUCUCCCGCUUUAUCCACUUGUGCACGCAUCGAACUCGAACUGGGUUGUUGGGGGGAUUCUCCUCACUGGUGAAUAUAUUUUGGUCACUUUGUGGAUUAUUCUUCUGACACAGAUAAUGAAGGAUUAUCCGGCAGAACUGACCAUCCUCUUCUUUUACAAUGUAAUUGUGAGCUUCAUGAACACCAUUUUCUGUAUAGUAAUGGAACAUGAUAUGAGUGCCUGGAGAGUGCAGGGUAUAGGACUGGCCUCGGUUACAUGCUCGGGCCUUUUUGAACGAUGCUUAAACAACAUCAUUGGCAUGUGGGCAAUCCGGUUGAAAGGCCCUUUCUACGUCACGAUGUUCCAGCUGUUGUCGAUUCCCGUGGCUGUCGCGAUGGGUGUCUUAUUUCUUGGCGACACACUUCAUGUUGGAAGCCUUAUAGGAGCGACCAUACUGUCCAUUGGGUUCUAUAUUGUAAUGUGGGGGAAGGCAAAAGAGGAAAUGGUUGAUGAGUCUGUAGAGAGUCAGAUGGAAUCACCGUCGUUUCAAAAAGUUCCUCUACUGCGAUGACCGGCAAGACAAAUGAAGUCAGAACAAAUUCUGCAAGUGGAUUGCAAGAUAGUUGCUGCUUGGAAACUUUGUGAAAAGGAUUCCUCACCCUCAGUAAGGCUGCACAAAUAGGUCUGGUUAUCGUACUUAUAUUGAUUUGAGUCCAAAGAGGUCAUAUCAUGACCCAUCAAUUCCAAAAUUCGGAUUGCUUGAUCAAACCAUUGAGAGGUGUGGAUGAAGGGCGUCACUCCAAGUACACAACCAAGUAGUGACGUGCAAGAAUAAUAAGUCUCUUGCUUCCGGUAUAGUCCAUUUUGAUGUGUACAAGUCUGUAGUCAGUAGUUACAGAAUCCGUCUCUUGCUUCCAGUAUAGUCCAUUUUGAUGUGUACAAGUCUGUAGUCAGUAGUUACAGAAUCCGUUUCUUUUUAUUGGAAUAAA
Syzygium oleosum is the source of this 1547-nucleotide messenger RNA. Its product is annotated as WAT1-related protein At3g28050-like. The coding region runs from base 71 to 1129 and encodes 352 amino acids. The record is from RefSeq and is a predicted model, not a curated record. Lineage: Eukaryota; Viridiplantae; Streptophyta; Magnoliopsida; Myrtales; Myrtaceae. The transcript is spliced from 7 exons. Gene Ontology annotation, cellular component: plasma membrane. Gene Ontology annotation, molecular function: transmembrane transporter activity.